This is a messenger RNA of Electrophorus electricus (electric eel), 3665 nucleotides long. It is a transcript of the gene tax1bp1b, whose product is annotated as Tax1 (human T-cell leukemia virus type I) binding protein 1b. The record is from RefSeq and is a predicted model, not a curated record. Lineage: Eukaryota; Metazoa; Chordata; Actinopteri; Gymnotiformes; Gymnotidae.
AAAUGACGUUCGUUGUUGUCGAGUUCCGGGAAGCCGAGUGGGGAAUGCACGGGCUCUUGAAAGUGCGUCAAUAACAUUAUCGAGGAUUUUUCGUUGUCUAACAAUGAGGACCAGCUGCUGACUGACAGAUGGCCUUAUUCCAAGAAGGGAUAUCAGCAAGCAACACCAUGGAAACAUCUAACUUUGCCCAUGUCAUCUUCCAGAAUGUAGGGAAGAGCUAUCUCCCCCACGCUGCUCUGGAGUGCCACUACACUCUCACGCAGUUCAUCACACCUCACCCCAAGGAUUGGGUUGGAAUAUUCAAGGUUGGCUGGAGCACAGCACGGGACUACUACACCUUCCUGUGGUCUCCUCUGCCAGAGGACUACUCGCCAGGCACCGCAGUUAACAGAUCGGUGGUUUUUCAAGGUUACUAUGUUCCUAAUGAUGACGGAGAGUUCUACCAGUUCUGUUACGUCACGCAUAAAGGAGAGAUCCGUGGGGCAAGCACCCCUUUCCAAUUCCGUGCCAACAGCCCCACUGAAGAGGAGCUGCUGACCGUGGAGGACGAGGGUGGAUCAGAUAUCCUGGUCGUCACCACCAAGGCCAGCUACCUGGAGCAAAAGAUGGAGGAGGUGCGCGUGGAGAAGGAGCAGCUGCUGAAGAGCCUGGCGCUCCUGCAAAAGGAGAAGGAAGAGCUGAUGGAGGAGAGGGACAGACUGCAGAAGGAGUGCGAGCAGGAGCGGGAGAGCAGCGCCCAGCUGAGGAGGGAGGUGCAGGAGCUGCAGCUCUCCGCUCAGAGCCUGCAGGAGGAGAGGGAGGAGGUGAAGAGGAGGCUGGAGGACAGCACAGCGCGGCUUCUGCAGCUGGAGGAGGACCUGAUUGGGGUCACCAAGAAGGGCCUGCAGAAGGAGACGGAGCUGGACUGCCUGAAGGAUCGUGUGAAGAAACUCACUGUGGAGAAGGAAGCACUAGAGUCUCAGCUGAAGAAUGAGAAGGACGAGAAAGAGCUGUACAAGAUUCACCUGAAGAAUCGGGAGCUGGAGAACACCAAGCUGAGUGCCGAGCUGCAGAUGCUGAGAUCGGUGGACGUGAAUAAGGAGAACACUAUCGCCCAGCUGAGGGAGGAGCUGACCCGCGCCAAAGCCUGCCUGGCUGAGAAAGACAAGCAGCACCGCCAGUUAUUGGCCAACAGCUCACCCUCGGGGGAGAGCCGGGCCCUGCGGGAGCAGCUGCGGCAGAAGGAGGAGCAGCUGCAGGCCACCCAGCAGCAGGCCGCCAUGCUGUCCGCCGAGCUGCGCGACUCGUCGAGCGCGCGCGACCGUGGCAUCGCCGACCUCUAUCAUGCACGCCUGGAGGCCAAAUCGCUGCGGCAGGGCCAGGCCGAGGCUCGGGCCGAGGCCGACCGCCUGGAAAAGCAGCUGGAGGAGAUGAGGAGCUCCGCCGAGCAGGAGGCGUGUAGGGAGUUGGAGGGUUCGGUGGUGGCCGAGCUGCAGAGGGAGGUGGAGGACCUGAAGCUCAGGCUACAGAUGGCUGCAGAACAUUAUAAGGAGAAGUACAAGGAGUGCCAGAGGCUGCAGAAACAGGUGGUCAAGCUCUCCGAGCAGCAAGGGGUAAAGAGAAGUCCAGGUUCAGAGACAGCAGCUGGUCCUUUGUCUGCCGGCCCAGAGGCGUCAGUGCCAGGAAGCCCUGGCUCCUCUGACACCGUGCUGGACGCCAUCAUCCAGGGCAAGCUGAAGGGCAUCAGCAAGGAGGCGUCCGAGAAGACCGAGAAGUACCGGAAGUGCAAACAGAUGUUGAGUGAGGAGAAGGAGCGCAACAGCGUGCUGAUGGACGAGCUGGCGAAGCUGGAGCUGAAGAUGAAGGAGCAGGUGAAGGCCAAUGAAAGCCUAAAGCUGCAACUGGCUUCCGAGGAGGAUCGCUACAAGAGCCAGGUGGCAGCCAAAGGCCGUGAGCUGAAGGAGCUGAAGGACAACCUGGCGGCCUUGUCCAAAGAGAAGGAGAAGCUGGAGGGGGAGUUGCAGAGAAGCACGAGCCGUGAGGAAGAGGACGACUUCCUGCAGUACCCGCUGCCAUACCCCCAGGACACGCCCUCUCCUCUCCUGGUGGGCCAGCGCCCCACAGACCUGAUGUUCGGCAACCCCUACUUGUCUGAAACCAGGGACAGCGCAGAUGGGGAAUUCUCAGACGAGCACAUGCCCAGGCUGCCUCCUACCGGCCCUCCGUCCUGGGAUAGCAACGUGGUAUGCAGCCAGCCUGCACGCAACCUCAGCCGCCCGGAUGGCCUGGAGGAGCCUGAGGAGCAGGCGAUCACUCAGGCCGAUGAUCAGCCUGCAGUCAACGACCCGCCCACCAACUUCCUAAACGACACGCCCUUCUGCUUUGAAUCCAGCGCGGAGCUGCAGAAGCGCUGUCCGCUGUGCGAGGUCAUCUUCCCGCCACACUACGACCAGUCCAAGUUUGAGGAGCACGUGGAGAGCCACUGGAAGGUCUGCCCCAUGUGCAGCGAGCAGUUCCCCCUGGACUGCGACCAGCAGCUCUUUGAGAAGCACGUGCUCACACACUUCGACAGCAGCAACGUGCUCAACUUUGACUAGCCGCGGCGGGUCGGCUGAAAAGGCGCACCUCCAGUUCUGCCUUAGACGCAGGUUUAGCGCCUCGUAACUGCUGCCGUUCACUCUUAGUCACAUGUUAUGCAGGGAGCAUCCACUUGUAGGAAAUCACUUAAUUAGCUCUUCACUUUUACAUUUUUUGGGUUUGGUUUGCUGCAUUUGAAGCCUGCAUUCUGCAUAAGCGAUGAGGAGGCCGGAGAUGACGCAGAGUGAUGUUGGGGUUACUAUUUAUUAGUAGUGAGUUUUGUUUCUAUAGUCACAGCUGUACUGACUCAGUCCCUGUCACUUCACCACACUCAUAAUGCAGCCCGAGAGGCGAUUCGCCAUAAUAUUGGAGAAACGUCAUCUUAACAUCUGAAGCAGUGUUCAGGCUUAAUGGAAUAUGUCAGGUAUUGCCUACUUUCUCUUCUAGCACAGUUAUGUAUUGUCAGGGCAAAAAUAGUAGUUUAUAUGCUAUGAACGAUUUAGCUGAUUCUAUAUCAUAAAAUAAUCUAUUUUAGAAUAACCUUUUAAGAUCAUUGCAGAAGUACAAAAACAGGCUUUAACUGUUUGAUAGGUUUUAGUUUCUAUGAUUAAAUCAAACUGAAACAAACUCAUUAUAAUUUAGUUGCAUGCUUUUCCUCUGUUACUGUGCACUGAAUUUAAGAUCUCUUGGUCUGGUUGCCUUGCUACAAAUUAAGCCUGGUCUUUGACUAUAAAGGUAAGCAAAUCACAAAUAAAAGGAUUUUGAUUUAGUCUAUGGUUGUUCAGGAGGGCUUUAGGCCAAAAAACCCAUUGACAGGGCUACAUGUUACGAUCAUUUUACAUAAAAGCGCAUUGGAUCACAUUAGCUCUGUUAAUGACCCCUCCGUCUGAAGCAUUACCAUGCUGAAUGGCCCAGUGUCAGACCUAAUCCGUAUUAUUCGAGCAGCUCAUGCUGCAUUUUCUUUGGUUUAAGUUAAAGCUAUUUGGUCCUUUAGAUACCUUAUCAUUGUAUGUAUGUAUGUAUGUAUGUAUGUAUGUAUGUAUGUAUGUAUGUAUGUGUGUGUGUCUUCUAUAUCAGAUCACCAAUAAAGAUUUUGUUUGGAGGAAUAA